AUGGUCUACAUAUCCCUUCGAGAAUUCACCACGUGGCUUGAUGUCACCGUCUUCGAACUGUGGAUCCACUUCGCAUCGAUUUUGGUCUCUUCGGUUUUAUUGUUCCUAAAACUACACAACAUUAUGACAAUAUCUUAUCAAUUGGUGGCAGCUCCAAUUUUCAUUGGGAUCGGUUUCGUCGCCUAUUUCAUUUUUAUCAUCUAUAUGAGAUCCUGUGUAGAAUAUAAGGAUUACAGAGGACCGAGUUAA
Molecule: messenger RNA, 249 nt
Organism: Caenorhabditis briggsae
Lineage: Eukaryota; Metazoa; Nematoda; Chromadorea; Rhabditida; Rhabditidae
Exons: 2
Coding region: 1-249 (82 amino acids)
Source: RefSeq, a predicted model, not a curated record